Closterium sp. NIES-65 is the source of this 267-nucleotide messenger RNA. The record is from the annotation of a GenBank genome assembly. Lineage: Eukaryota; Viridiplantae; Streptophyta; Zygnematophyceae; Desmidiales; Closteriaceae.
AUGGCAAGGGCAAGGGGAGCAGGGGCACUGGAGGAGCGAGCGGGGGCGGUGGAGGUGGAGGUGGAGGCGGCGGGGGGAGUGGGGGUGGCGGUGGGAGUGGAGGUGGGGGUGGAGGUGUCGGUGGCGGCAGUGGAGGAGGAGGCGGCGGCGGCGGCGGCGGUGGCGGUGGGAGCGGAGGUGGCGGAGGUGGCGGCAGUGGAGGCGGCGGUAGUAACGGAGGCGGCGGAGGCGGCGGGGGUGGCGGUGGAGCUGGUCGCGGGUGUCUAG